This is a messenger RNA of Epinephelus moara (kelp grouper), 1361 nucleotides long. It is a transcript of the gene abi3b, whose product is annotated as ABI family, member 3b. The record is from RefSeq and is a predicted model, not a curated record. Gene Ontology annotation, cellular component: lamellipodium. The transcript is spliced from 5 exons. Lineage: Eukaryota; Metazoa; Chordata; Actinopteri; Perciformes; Serranidae. The coding region runs from base 104 to 1201 and encodes 365 amino acids. Gene Ontology annotation, molecular function: SH3 domain binding.
AGCCAACACCUCCCCGCCUCGACUGCCUCCUGCCAAAAGUUUCUACAUCCUCCUCAAGUAGCGUUAGGUUAGUCUUUCUUUAAAGGUUUCGUUAUCAGCGGCAAUGGGAGAAAUGACGGAGCAGAAGAACUUUUCUGAAGUUAUAAAUCAGAUAUUGAAUGAAGCGCCAGCUGCCAGGAAGGGUCUUGUUGAUAACCACAGUAACCUCCUCCGCGUCGCAGAUUACUGCGAGAACAACUAUCUUCAGGCAGAGGACACAGACAAAGCUAUAGAAGAGGCCAAGGGUUUGGCAGCCCAGUCGCUGGCCAGUGUGACCUACCAGAUCAACAGUCUGGCCAGCACCCUGCUGAGGCUGCUGGACACCCAGGCCAUGCAGAUCAAGGAUAUGGAGUCCUCAGUCAACCUGCUGUCACUGGCUGCAGCUAUCCACUUCGAGAAGGUGUCCAGGAGAGAGAUCGGUGCUUUUACUAGUCCCAAAACCAAGAGUCGUUCCAGGCUUAUGACCCCACCAGCUUCAGGCAAGGAGCCUGAGAGAAGCUACUCAAGAGUGCCGAUAUCGUACUCCAUCUUGGACUCCACUGGACACUGUUUCGUGGUCACUGAGCAGCAGCAGCAGCAGCAGCAGCAGCAGCAGCAGCCCAGAAAGAGAGCAGACACCACAGAGAGCAUACAGAGCACUGCAGACUUCGCUGUAUCCAGUCUUGGCAUCGCUGUGCCUCCACCAUCAGUCCCCACCUUGCAAUCCGUCUCCAAACCCACGGACAACAACCAGCUUCCCCCUCCUCCUCCUGCCGAUCUGGACCCUAAUAUGCCUCCUCCACCACCACCACCUCCCGCUUCCUCUGUGGACACUAGCCUCCCCCCUCCCCCACCAUCCAUGACCUCACCCACAUCUCUCCCCCCACCUCCCCCUCCACCGCCAAUCUCUCCGUCAAAUGGCGCCUACCCGCCGCCACCUCCUCCUGUUGCAGGAGGUUCGCUCCUUCCUCCUCCACCUCCCCCAGUAUCAGGAGCAGUACCCCCUCCUCCUCCACCUCCUCCAGUAUCAGGAGGGGCACCUCCACCUCCACCUCCACCUCCUCCAGCAUCAGGAGCCGUACCCCCUCCUCCUCCACCUCCACCAGCCGCUCAAACUGGCACCUCUGGUAUUGUGCCACCACCUCCACCUCCACCUCCACCACCUCCCCCUCCCCUACACUGAUGAACAUUAUGUUACUGCAUGAUUUUGACUUAAGGCAUAACUGGCGGGCAUGCUGGGCUUGCCAUUAGAUGUUAAAAAUGUGUGCAGCAUGGGAAAUAUUUCUGGGCCUUGUUGUGGGAUCAGCGUUAAGCAUAAAUAAAAAGCUUGAAAAAGUGUGUGU